Molecule: messenger RNA, 1239 nt
Organism: Penicillium canariense
Lineage: Eukaryota; Fungi; Ascomycota; Eurotiomycetes; Eurotiales; Aspergillaceae
Exons: 1
Coding region: 1-1239 (412 amino acids)
Source: RefSeq, a predicted model, not a curated record
AUGGGCCGACCGUCCAACUCUGAUAUUCCUCUCGAAUCCAUCGACCAUGGCGACCAACCUCCACUGUACAACGACGUGAUCGAUUUUUCAUCCUCCAGACCAGUCGAAGAAUCGAUCCCAGGUGGCUGGGAAUGCACUUGGGAGGGCAAAUUCGGCACCCGAACGCUAUCUCCAUCGCUCUCUAAGAAGCCAAGGGCUCUCUAUCGCCUCCUUUCCGCUCAACAUAAGCUGCCGCCGCAGCAUCAUGUCUACAUCAAAGGGCAGAAGGGCAAAGGCAACGACCCUAAGGAUAAGGAAACGGAUUUCGAUUUUAAGCUCGACUUGACACCCACACUGCUACGCCUGGGUGAGAAUGACAGUGAGUGGCACGAACUGCACGUUGUUCGAGAUGGCGACGGUAAAGAGGCUUUUCGCGGGGAGGCCUUUCCGUCACUGGAAUGGCAGCAGCCUCGAGGCCAAAGAAAUUGUUAUGAAGCUGUAGAUGUUGAGGCCGAGGGUUUGGAGGAUGAAACCCUCCUAGGCGCGGAUGUUGACGGCUCGAACGAAGGGACUCCGAGUCUGAUGGCCUGGUGCGAAAGAUUCUGUUACGACCCUGCUGGAGUGAAAUCAUUUACCUUCACACGAGAGCUUGAAGGAUUCGAUGCUGAGCCUCUGCGUUCUGAGCUGAAGGCGUACCUUCGCUCAAUCAAUUACCGUGGCCAUAUCGAAAUCGCAACUUCCGCGCGGCAGACUUUCAUUACUGUCUAUUCUCCGCAUUGGAUAAAUCACUUGCGCAAUAACUCCUUCGUCUGGUGGUUCUGCGUCCUCUCACAACUAUGGAUCAUCACACUGGUGGUGAUCACCUGUCUUGAACGACGCUAUCAGGUUGUGCACUCGGUUUGGAGGUCUUCUCGCGAGGUCAAAGAUACAUCGAUGCCGUCCGGUUCAAGGAAGAUUUAUGCACAUGGACGCGAUGAGACCAAGCUGGCAGAUUUAUGGGCACCCGCUGUCAUGCAGGCAGCUUGUGACCAGCUAGACGGGGGUGAAACCUUGAAAGAGGGAAGCAUACUGCGUCUCCAGCAGCGGGCACAGGAACGCAUGGAAAAUAUUGAGUCAUUUCUACCAGAACGCAAUGUGGCAGGGGACUCUGCGGCUGAGAGCACGCAGUCCGCCAGUCGUGGACCUAGGCUGGGUAUGGGACCUGGAGGGUACAACUUCCAGGCAGGAUGGGGUGGGAAUAGCAAUCCUACCAGCUCAUAG